Mugil cephalus (flathead mullet) is the source of this 8830-nucleotide messenger RNA. Its product is annotated as kalirin-like. Gene Ontology annotation, molecular function: protein binding; guanyl-nucleotide exchange factor activity. The transcript has 55 exons. Gene Ontology annotation, biological process: axon guidance. Gene Ontology annotation, cellular component: cytoplasm. The coding region runs from base 407 to 7609 and encodes 2400 amino acids. The record is from RefSeq and is a predicted model, not a curated record. Lineage: Eukaryota; Metazoa; Chordata; Actinopteri; Mugiliformes; Mugilidae.
CAGGAGGAGAGAGAGAGAGAGAGAGAACAGGGGGGUGGGGGGGACACCGGGGCCGCUCUACGGUAACGGAACCAGCAGCAGUAACGAUAACGGAGGAGGGAGGUGAAGCGAUGCCGUGAGGGAUCACGGUAACGUAAGAACAGCAGCAGCAUCAGAGGAGGAGGAGGAGAAGGAGGAGGAAGAGGAGGAGGAGGAGGAGGAGGAUGCAGCACUGACCGACUGAUCGGUACCGGGAGGAGGGGGGAACACAUCCUACGGUGCACCGGAGAUGGAGGGGUAGAGGCAAGGGAGGAGGAGGCGAGAGGAGCGGAGCAACCGACGGUACAUAACGGAGCAGGAGGAGGAGGAGCAGGAGGGAGGCGGAGGAGCAGCAGCGCGAGGAGGAGGAGGAGGAGGAGGCGGGAGGAUGAAUCCGGUGGAUGGAGGAGGAGAAGCGGGCCCGGACGGCCUGGCGACGACAGGUCCCGGUAAGGCCGAGUGUGUCCGGGCCGUCGACGUCCUGACGGUGCUGAGGGAGAAAGUGGCCUUUGUUUCGGGUGGACGGGACAAACGAGGCGGGCCCAUCCUGACCUUCCCGGCCAGGACCAAUCAUGAUCGAAUAAAACAGGAGGACCUCAGCCGACUGGUCACUUACCUGUCGACGAUACCCAGCGAGGACGUCCGAGCUCGUGGCUUCACCGUGGUGGUGGACAUGCGCGGCAGCAAGUGGGACAACGUGAAGCCGGUGCUGAGAACGCUGCAGGAGUCGUUUUCCUCCAACAUCCACAUGGCACUGCUCAUAAAGCCCGACACGUUCUGGCAGAAACACAAGACCAACCUGGGCAGCGCCAAGCUUAGCUUCGAGACCAGCCUGGUGUCUGUGGACGGUCUGUCCCGGCUUGUGGACCCCUCCCAGCUGACCUCUGACCUCGGUGGCUCGUUGGAGUACGACCACGUGGAGUGGACCGAGCUGCGUCUGGGCCUGGAGGAGUUCUCAGGGGCCGCCACGCAGCUGCUAGCCCAGCUGGAGCAGCUGGAGGCGGGGCUGAGCCGCAUACCUGAGCCCCAGGAUGUGGACGAGGCCCGCAAACUUCUUGACGAACACGGUCGUCUCCGUAACACCAUCGCCACGGCGCCCGUCGAUGCCCUCGACCGAGAGGGGCGGAGCUUGCUGCAGCGCAUGCGCCUGGGCCCCUCCCACGGCGAUUCCUCCAACGACAGUGGUGGUUGCCAUGGCAGCUGGCUGUCGGGAGGGGCGGACUUCCAGAGCGUGGCGCCGAAGGUGGCGUCUCUGCUGGACCGGCUGCAGGCGGGACGCAGCCACCUGCUGCAGAGCUGGAGCGACAAGAAGCUGCACCUGGACCAGGCGCUGCAGCUGCACCUGUUUGAGCAGGACGCCGCUAAGAUGUCGGAGUGGAUCUCUCACAGUAAGGAGCUGUUCCUCCAGAGUCUGGCUGAGGUCGGUCUGAACCACCAACACUCAGUGGAGCUGCAGAACCAGAACCAGCACUUCACCAAGAACUGCAUGAACGGCAGUGUGAACGUGGACAGCGUGGUUACCGUGGCAGCGAGGCUGGCUGAGGCCGGUCACUACGGGGCGGAGCGUAUCGCCAUGGUGUCGUCACGGCUACAGGACGACUGGAAGUCCCUGACGACGGCUCUGGAGGAGCGUAGCAAUACCCUCGCCAUGGCAACCAGCUUCCACCAGGGGGCGGAGCAGUUCCUGGUCCGGGUCGAGGGCUGGGUCCAGGCGUCCUCUGAAGACUCGUUGCCAUCGGCAACAGCAGAGCUGGAGGCUGCGAUCAAAAAACACCAAGAGCUGAAUGAGGAGAUCUCUGCUAGCUACACACAGGUACCUGUCCACAUGUCCACAUGUCCACAUGUCCACUGUCUCUGUCUCUCUGUCACUUCUCUGUAUCUAUCCAUUUGUCCUCCUGUCCGUCCACAGGUCAGUGAGAGCGGUAAAGCUUUACUGGACGUCCUCCAGCGUUGCCCGGCAACCGAGUCUGAAGACACAGCGACCAAACCAGACUUCACCACCGCCACGCACGGCAUCAUGGGAGUUCUACACCAGGUGAUGCAGGGUCACCAUGAAGUGGAGGGGGCGUGGCAGCACCGUAAGCUCCGCCUCCACCAGCGCCUGCAGCUCUGUGUCUUUCAACAGGACGUGAGACAGGUUCUGGACUGGGUGGAGCAGCAUGGUGAGGUCUUCCUGAACAAACACAGCGGAGUGGGGAAGUCUCUGCAUCGAGCUCGAGCUCUGCAGAAACGCCACGAUGACUUCCAGCAGGUGGCCCAGAACACCUACACCAACGCUGAGAAGCUCCUGGAGGCGGCCGACCAGCUGGCUCAGUCCGGAGAAUGUGAGGAGGAGGAGAUUUACCAGGCAGCUCGAGACCUGGAGCUCCGCAUGCAGGCCUUCAUCCAGAGGGUGGAGCAGAGGAAGCUGUUGCUGGAUCUGGCCGUUUCCUUCUACACACACACUAAGGAGCUGGCCGUGUGGAUGGAGGGCCUCCAGAAGCAGCUCUCCUCCGACGUCCUGUCCUGUCCAGACACUGUGGAGGCUCUGCAGGCUCUGAUCAGCCAGCAGCAGCAGCAACAGGCCAACACUCAGGAAGCUGCCAUGAGUGUGAUCCGGGAAGGAGAAGACCUCAUCCUGCAACUCAGGCCUCAGGGCAGCUCCGUGGCCCACGUGGAGGCGGUGCUGCAGCAGCUGGAGGAGUCUCACGUUCAGCUGGAGGAGCUGUUCCACCAGAGGAAGAUCCGUCUGGACGUCUACCUGCAGCUCCGGAUUCUGCAGCAGUGCACGCUGGAGGUAACCGGGGAAAUGGACGCUUGGAGACAGGACCUCCAGAAACAGUCCCAGGACUUCUCCUCCGAGAAGCUAGCGUCGCCGCGGCUAGCCGACGCCAGCCAGGACAAGCUAGCGCUGGGCCAGUCGCGCCUGGUGGAGGCUAGCCCCGAGGCGCUAACGCUAGCGCAGCAGCGCAUCCACAGGCACAUGGAGCGGAGGCUCGCCAUGAACAACAUGAUCUACGAGGUCAUCCAGCAGAGCCACGACCUCCAGCAGUACAUCAGCGAGGUCCAGGCCUCAGGUAUGGAGCUGUCGGAGGCCGAGGGAGGACUCCCCCCUCAGGUGGAGGAGCUGCAGCGCCUCCUUCAGGACAAACAGAAGGAGCUGCAGCAGAUUGCAGAUCACACUCAUACUCACCUGGAGCAGAACCUGCAGCUGCGACACCUGCAGAGCCAAGUCAAACAGGUGCUGGGCUGGAUCUCAGAAGGUGAUGUCAUGCUGGCUUCCUGCAUGUUGAAUUCCAGCUGUUUGUCUGAGGCUGAGCAGCUGCAGAGGGAGCAUGAGCGCCUCCAGCAGGCCAUAGAGGCGCUGCUUCAUGCCGACUCCCUGCAGAGAACCCACCAGGUGGCGCUGGCUCUGCAGCAGAGAGCAGAGCUGCUGGUCCGGUCAGGUCACUACGAUCCGGAUGCAGUGAGGUCUUGUGCCCAGACGGUGGCGCUGCACUGGCAAACUCUGAUGCUGCGGAUUGAAGACAGACUCAAACUGGUCAACGCGUCAGCCGCCUUCUACCGGACGUCGCAGCAGGUGUGUGGUGUCCUGGAGAGUCUGGAGCAGGAGUACCGGCGGGAGGAGGACUGGUGUGGAGGAGGCGAGCGACAACCGGAGCAACUCCUGCCGCUCAUCAACAAACACAUGGAGCAGAAGGAGGCGUUCCUGAAGGCGUGUACUCUGGCCAGACGCAACGCGGAAGUUUUCCUCAAGUACAUUCACCGCAACAGCGUCACCAUGGCGAACAUCUCCGGGCACAGCGUCACCGUCUCCGGGGUAACCGGGGUCACCGAGGUCACCGGGGGGCACUCAAGGGUCCCGGAGCAACAGGUCAAAGGUAUCCUCAGCGAGUUGCUGCAGAGAGAAAACCGAGUUCUUCAUUUCUGGACUCUGAAGAAGCGUCGACUGGAUCAGUGCCAGCAGUACCUGAUGUUCCAGAGCCACGCCCAGCAGGCACUGGAUUGGCUGCAGCAGUCAGGUGACCACUACCUGGCUACGCACACGUCGCCGGGGGCAACAAUGACUGAGACUCAAGAGCUGUUGAACCAACACAGAGAGUUCUGUGUUUCUGCCAAGCACACGCAGGAGAAGGUUCAUCUGCUGAUCCAGCUAGCUGAGAGCAUGCUAGCUAAAGGCCACGCCCACCGCACUGAGCUCCGCCGCUGCGUCGCCGCGGUGGACAAGCGCUACCGCGACUUCACCGUCAGGAUGGGACAGUACCGCCACCUGCUGGAGACGGCGCUGGGAGGCUGCUCGCAGGACAACAAGGACCUGGAGCUGGAGCUGAUCCCCAACAGUCUGUCCGACUCCGACCCCGAGGUCAACCUGUCCGACCCGAGCCACCAGGUCAGCGACGAGAAGAGACGCUCGGCCCGCAAGAAAGAGUACAUCAUGGCUGAGCUCCUCCAGACGGAGAGAGUCUACGUCCGGGAUCUGCAGGAGUGCAUAGAGACGUACCUCUGGGAGAUGACCAGCGGCUCCGAGGACGUUCCUUCGGGCCUCGCCAACAAGGACGACAUCGUGUUUGGGAACAUCCAGGACAUCUACGAGUUCCACAACAGUAUUUUCCUGAAAGAGCUGGAGAACUACGAGCAGCUUCCUGAGGACGUUGGACAUUGCUUCGUUACCUGGGCGGACAAGUUCCACAUGUAUGUGACGUACUGCAGGAACAAACCAGACUCCAGUUUACUGAUCCAGCAGCACGGCGCCGGGUUCUUCGAGGAGGUCCAGAGGAGACACGGUCUGGCCAACUCCAUCUCCUCCGCCCUCAUCAAACCAGUUCAGAGAAUCACCAAAUACCAGCUCCUCCUCAAGGAGCUGCUGGCCUGCUGCGAGGAGGGUAAGGGUGAGAUAAAGGAAGGCCUGGACGUGAUGCUGAGCGUCCCAAAGAGAGCUAACGAUGCUAUGCAUGUUAGCAUGCUGGAAGGUCUGGAGGAGGGCCUGGAGGUGCAGGGGGAACUCCUCCUGCAGGACUCCUUCCUGGUCUGGGAGCCCAAGUCUCUGAUCAGGAAGGGGCGGGACCGACACCUCUUCCUCUUUGAGCUGUCACUCAUCUUCAGCAAGGAGAUCAAAGACUCAUCGGGACGGACGAAAUACCUCUACAAGAGCAGACUGAGGACCUCAGAGCUGGGCGUGACCGAGCACAUCGAGGGGGACGCCUGUAAGUUUGCUCUGUGGGUGGGACGGACGCCGACGUCGGACAAUAAGACGGUGCUGAAGGCGUCUUCCCUGGAGCUGAAGCAGGAGUGGGUUCGCAGCAUCCGACAGGUGAUCCAGGAGAGGCGGGGCCACCUGAGGGGGGCGCUCCGGGAACCCAUCCCCCUCCCCAAGACGCCGAACCCGACGCUGGCCCGGCAGCGCAGCAUCUCCCGCAGGGAGACCAGCGAGGACGCAGACAGUCUGGGGGACGCCAGCAGCCAACCAGACACCGUGUCCAUCGCCUCCAGGACGUCCCAGAACACAGCGGACAGCGACAAGCUGUCCGGCGGCUGCGAGCUAGUGGUCGUGUUGCUGGACGUGGCGGCGGGGGGGCCGGGGGAGCUGAGCGUGCGCUGUGGUCAAACCGUGGAGCUGGUGGAGCGUUCGGCCGAGAGGACGGGCUGGUGCUUAGUGAGGACCACGGACCAGACGCCCCCCCAGGAGGGGCUCCUGCCCAUGAGCGCCCUCUGCCUGUCGCACUCCCACAGUGCAGCCGACAUGGAGGGACUGGCCCCGGCCUCCACCACCUCCUCCAGCACCUCCUCCUCCUCCACCUGCACCACCACCUCCUCCUCCUCCUGCAACUCCUCCUCCACCACCACCACCACCACCUCCUCGUCCUCCUCGUCCUCGUCCUCCUCCACGGUCAGCGGGAGGGACUCGAGUCUCUACUCCUCCGAUGGCUCGUGUCUCCAGAGCGUCUCUCAGGGCGCCGUCUCCCCCGUGGUGUAUGGAGUGGGGGGGCCUCCAGGGGGCGCUGCAGGUUCUCCAGGACCCAAACGAAGCGGCUCUGGGACGGGAAACACCCUGAAGCGCUGGCUGACCAGUCCCGUCCGGAGGCUGAGUCAGGGCAAAGCUGACGGACAGAAGAAACCUCCAAUCAGAACCAGGAGGCGGGACAACAGGUCUGAGCUGGCCACGCCCCUCAGCGGCAACGCCCAGACGAAGGCCAGGAAGGAGGAGGCGGGGCAUAGCGGCGGGGAGGAGGAGCCAGAGGAGGAAAGCCACACCCCUCUCCCGCCCCCCAUGCAGAUCAUCAAAGACCCGAAUAACCCGGAGGCUCUGGAUUCAGACCAAGGAUCCAACGAGUCGGACACGGAGCAGAGGAACAAAGCUCUGAGGGGACGGAUGUUCGUCGUCAACGAGAUGAUUCAGUCUGAGAAAGACUACGUCAAGGACCUGGGAGUCAUAGUAGAGGGCUUCAUGUCCAGGUUGGAGGUGAGAGGAAUCCCAGAGGAGAUGAGAGGAAAAGACAAGAUCGUGUUUGGGAACAUUCAGCAGAUCUACGACUGGCACAGAGACUUCUUCCUGGUGGAGUUGGAGCGCUGCGUUCAGAACCACGACCUCCUGGCCGACCUCUUCAUCAGACACGAGCGGCGGCUGCACAUGUACGUGGUUUACUGUCAGAACAAGCCCAGGUCAGAGUUCAUCGUCAUCGAGUACGAGAGCUUCUUCGAGGAGAUCCAGCAUGAGAUCAGCUGUAGGAUGUCCAUCAGUGACUACCUGAUCAAACCCAUCCAGAGGAUCACCAAGUACCAGCUGCUGCUCAAGGAUUUCCUCAAGUACACGUCCAAAGCAGGACUGGAUACGGAGGAGGUGGAGAAAGCGGUGGAGCUGAUGUCUCUGGUUCCUAAACGCUGUAACGACAUGAUGAACCUGGGGCGUCUGCAGGGAUACGAGGGGAAGCUGACGUCUCAGGGGAAGCUGCUGCAGCAGGAGACGUUCUGUGUCUGGGAGCAGGACGGAGGAGUUUUGUCCCGUAGCAAAGAGCGCAGAGUUUUCCUCUUCGAGCAGAUCAUCAUCUUCAGUGAACUGCUGCGCAAAGGCUCCAGUAACCCAGGCUACCAGUUCAAGAACAGCAUCAAGGUGAGUUACCUGGCCAUGCAGGACAGCGUGGACGGGGACCCCUGUAAGCUGGUGCUUUGGUCUCGCGGCUCCGCCGAGCGCUUCACUCUGCAGGCGUCCUCCGCUAGCAUCAAGAUGACCUGGGUGGACACCAUCGCCGCCCUGCUGGACGCCCAGAACAACUUCCUGUCGGCGCUCCAGUCUCCCAUUGAGUACCAGAGGAAAGAGGGCGGGAUCUCUGUGACCCGCCCUCUGUCGUCAGGCCGACCACCCUCAGUCCCUCCCACUCCCAAUGGCCACGCCCCUCAGGCGCCUGCUGACAGCGAGCAGGACGACCAGGAGCUGGUCCUGGUGCUGCAGGACUUCGUGGCCGUGCGUGAGGACGAGAUCUCCGUGUUCCGGGGGGAGAAGGUCCAGAUCCUGGCGUCCAACCAGCAGGGCCAGAGUCUGGUUUACCGCCCGGCCAACAGCGACUCGCCGGCGGCCGAGGGCUGGGUUCCCCGGAGCGUCCUCAACGUCCACUGACAGGACCUGGUUCACUCCUCCAACAGGGUCACAGGCUCCGCCCACGUCCUCCGGUCACAAGACACCUCCGACCACCGGGUGGAGCGUUCUUCUUCUUCUUCUUCUUCUUCUUCUUUUCUUUGGCCUCGUGGUGCAAAGCUGAGCCGACCCCUCGUCCUCUGAUUGGUCCACCGAGCACCAAUCACAGAGCUCCUCCCCUAAAGGUGGAGUUAGCAUUAAAGCUAACAGCAGACUGUUAACAUAUCAUUUGAAAACUGUCAUUUUUCCUCCCAAUGUUUACAAACAUUAGCAGGGUUGCUAACAUUAGCCGCCCUGGCAUCAUGCUAUGCUAACCUAGCAACAGUAACCAAGGAAGUCAGGGCUUCAGAGAGGACAGGAGCCCUCUCAUUGGUACUCAGUGGACCAAUCACAGGGCCAGCUAAGGCUCAUCUGAUUGGACACGCCCACUGAAAGCCGCCAUCACAGACUCAGCGGUUAGACAAACGGUUGAGUUUUGUUAGCUUUAAUGCUAACACCUGUGUGAAGGAAUUAACCAAACACAUGUUUACCAACGUUAGCAUGGCUGCUAACGUUAGCCGUCUUGGCUCCACGCUACCUUAAGACUCUUGGCAACUGUAACAACACUAACCAGGGAAGUUGACAAAGGGUAGGAGGUGUUCAACGGACCAAUCAGAGAGCUAGCAGAGCGUCACCUGAUUGGACACGCCCACUGAAGACAGGAAGUGAGACUCAACGCUGACUCACUUCAGGCCCUGAACUCUGGUCACAUGUUGAACACGCCCUCCCUGCAGCAGGUACUGUUAGGCUCCUCCCCCUUCCCCAUCCCACCGUCCAAUCAGACGCAGCCGUCCAUAACUCUCCACAAACUGUUUCCUGGGGUCGAGCGGGAGUCACAUGACUCCAUCACAUGACUCCAUCACAUGACCAUCAGAAAACAUGAAGGAGGAGGAGGAGAGAAAAAACAAAAACAACAAAAAGACCCGUCGGCCAAUCAGAACUGAGCAUUUGUUAAUAGUGUGUAUAAACAGACUGUUCACACACACACACACACACACACACAUAUACACACACACAUAUAUAUAUAUAUAUAUAUCUACACACAGACACACACAGACACACACAGACACACACUGCUAUGAUGACGAUGAUGAAGAUUAAUGUGAUAAUUAAGACGAAUAGAAUCUGUUUUUCACCUCAGUAGAGAGAAACUAAAAAAGAAAA